AUGAAGGCUUCUAUCAUCCUCCUUGCAGCCGCUGGCCUCGCCGCCGCUCAGAACAUUCCCUCCUGUGUUACCACAUGCCUGGCCCAGUCCCUGAGCGGCACCGACUGCCAGGGCAUCGACAUCACAUGUAUCUGCAAGAACAUCAACACCAUCAUGGCCAAUGGAGCCGACUGCUUCGCCAAGAACUGUAGCGCGGACGAGCUCAAGUCCGCCCAGUCUCUCCUCACUACCCUCUGCCCCAACGCCUCCGUCUCCGGCAGCAUGUCUGCCUCUGGCUCUGCUUCUGCUUCAGCUAGCUCCAGCUCUGCCUCUGCCUCUGCUUCUACAUCUGCCUCUGGCUCUGCCACCACCACCGGCUCUGCCUCCGGGUCCACUGACUCCGCGUCUGCAUCCUCGACCGCGACCGACUCCGCUGCCUCUACUACUGGAAGUGCCGCUUCCGCCUCGUCGAGCGAGUCGAGCGCCAGCUCUUCCGCCUCCAGGUCGGCCAGCUCCGCUUCUAGCUCGGCUGCCAGCGCCUCCGCCUCUGCGACUGGAACUGGUGAUGCCGGCCGACCUGUCGUCGGAGCUGGUCUUGCCAUGUUCGCUGCCUUCCUUGCUCUGUAA
This is a messenger RNA of Clonostachys rhizophaga, 606 nucleotides long. The record is from the annotation of a GenBank genome assembly. Lineage: Eukaryota; Fungi; Ascomycota; Sordariomycetes; Hypocreales; Bionectriaceae.